AUGAAGAAGAAAAUGAUGCCAAACAUCCCCCCUGUAAAUGCAAUGGAAUUUGUUGUCAUUUAUGCAUUUUGUCGUUGCAUCUUUCAUGAUGACGCGCUUGAAGUGAUGUUUAUAUUUAAAUCUGUUGCAUUUGCUACAAUCGCGUCCAAAUUCACUUCCGACACUGAAAAUUGCGUUUUUAGCACUGAUAAGGAACUGAACGAACUUGACGAUGGAAGUUUAAGCACCAAAACUGAAUAUUAUGCGCAUUAA
This is a messenger RNA of Clunio marinus, 252 nucleotides long. NCBI's taxonomy places the organism in Eukaryota, Metazoa, Arthropoda, Insecta, Diptera, Chironomidae. The record is from the annotation of a GenBank genome assembly.